AUGUCAUCUCGCCCCAACUAUAUGCCCAAGCUUCCUGCGAGGGAAGUUACAAACCUUAUGAAGGAAUGCACGGCCGCGGCAGAUCGGCUUGCGCAAAGGGCGCGAUUGACUCCGGAUAGCGAGCCGUUGCCCGCGGGUAUCGAUUUCACAAGCGAUGAGUACGAUGCUAUUGUAGAGCAGCUCAAGGCCAAAUCCAAUCUACCCAAGCAUGCCGCAGAGUCUGUUGAGUGCGCCUUCGCUGCCAAAUAUCUGGAGCGUCUUGUGACAGUCCUACGCACCCUGUCCCUUGAGGCACAGCCGAAAGCGAUAUCGAUCUACAUCCGUAUCAUAUCGCUUCUCGGCAAUCCAGUCGAUGGCAGGCCUAGUAAUCCUUACUUGCGAAAUUUCUUCACGUCCGAGGAACACGCAAAAGACCUUGCUAGCCUCAUCGCGAGAGCCAUCGUCAACGGCGUCGAGUUCACAGCGAAGCCUGGUAGUCUGUCAGCCGUGUGCAGACAGCUCUAUACCAUAGUCGUCUUCGGAGACUCCUCCUGGGGAGAUGAUGGGAGAGCAUGCAUCGAUCUACCUCUGAGGCAGGCGGUAGUGGAGAAACUCAAACCGUCAAUGGCGCCGCAGGAUCCUGAAGUUGCAAAAGGGAACAGCACCAAACCGAAAGAUCCCAUACGCGUACUCGUGGGAUCUCUUGAAGUAGCAGGUAUGGACGGUAUCGGGCCGACAUACCUGAGUGCCCUCCGACACGCCUGGUUGACGACAUUCUCCUCCGGUAUUGAGGGCGAUGCUGAUUGCGCAAUCAAAAGGCGAAGCAAGGCGUUGAACCAUAGGGGAGUUCGAACAGGUCUUACUGUGGCGAGCGGCACACCGUACGGUUGA
Molecule: messenger RNA, 870 nt
Organism: Peniophora sp. CBMAI 1063
Lineage: Eukaryota; Fungi; Basidiomycota; Agaricomycetes; Russulales; Peniophoraceae
Source: the annotation of a GenBank genome assembly